Molecule: messenger RNA, 4892 nt
Organism: Pantherophis guttatus
Lineage: Eukaryota; Metazoa; Chordata; Lepidosauria; Squamata; Colubridae
Gene: PAN2
Product: poly(A) specific ribonuclease subunit PAN2
Biological process (GO): nuclear-transcribed mRNA poly(A) tail shortening; mRNA processing
Cellular component (GO): P-body; PAN complex
Molecular function (GO): protein binding; poly(A)-specific ribonuclease activity; nucleic acid binding
Source: RefSeq, a predicted model, not a curated record
UAAGCAUUUUCCCCAACUUGAUCCAGGUAUUUCUAUCGAAGGCCACGUGCAUUUUGUGCCACCUUUUUUCCAACCAGACCUUGGAAAUUUUCCACUCUUCCUUGCAUCAUUAUAGAAAAGGAAGAGGCAGCCUCUGAAUGCGGGUAUUGCACUGAUUCAGUGAGGCAGGAAAGUACAGAAGAGGUCUUCGAUUGUGCUUGAGAUUAAAAAUACACUUUUAAAAAUCCGAUAAUUGUUCCCGCCGGGUGGAAAAACUUUUCUGACACUGUGUCACUAUUGUGUAUGGGCUCCCCUGUUUCCUCCUACAUGCCUCAAAGACAUGAAACGACCUCACUCCUGGCCGGUGUGGUGGAGGGGAGGAAAGAGGGAAAGAAAUUCUCUUUAAUUGGCUGAGUCACAUGCGUGACGGCGGCUUUUGUUUUGUCCCUUUCGAAUUUCCGUCCUUCCUCCUUUUUGACGCGGCGAAGGGAAAAGAGCGUCCUCUUACGUUGUACGGGCUAACACGACGUCUUCGCUGAUUGGAUCCUCUCCCACGAGGCCCCUCUGGUGAUUGGUCGAGACGCGCGCGGCUGCUUUCGUCCCCCAAGCGAGCUUCGGAGGGGUGGACGCGGGACAAGAAAUGAGGACGGUUCGGGUUGCUAUAGCUGCGGGGAAGAGGCCGAGGAGGUGAGGAAGCGGAAACGGCCGAAGCGAACCCGGACAAGCAAAGCAUUGUGGAUAAACACCCACCAUGAAUUUUGAAGGUCUUGAUCCAGCCCUUGCAGAAUAUGUUCCUUCCCUACAUCCUGCCCUAGAUCCACACCUCAACCCAAGCCUGUUACAGAAUGUGGAGCUGGAUCCAGAGGGGGUCCCUCUGGAAGGCAUCGCUGUGCCUGACUCAGUGCAUAUCAUGGAGGGCAUGUAUUCUGAACUCCACACUGUUGUUUCAGAAGUGGGCGUACCUGUUUCCUUCUCCCACUUUGACCUACAUGAAGAAAUGCUCUGGGUGGGAAACCAUGGAGGUCAUGCCACUUCUUUCUUUGGUCCAGCCCUGGAACGAUAUUCUUCCUUCCAGGUACACAGUAGUGAUGACAUUCGACAGAUCCAAAGCCUGGAAAAUGGUGUUCUCUUUCUAACCAAAAACAACCUAAAAUACAUGUCAAGAGGUGGGCUCAUAAUCUUUGAUUACCUCAUGGAUGAAAAUGAGGACAUGCACAGCCUUUUACUGACUGAUCCUGGCACUUUGCUUGUUGGAGGCCUAACCAGCCAUGUGAUUGAAAUAGACCUCAACACAGUGCAGGAAACCCAGAAGUAUUCGGUGGAAAUUCCUGGAGUUACAAUUAUGAGGCAGUCCAACCGUUUCUUCUUUUGUGGUCACACAUCAGGAAAGGUUUCCCUGCGUGAUCUCCGCACUUUUGCUGUAGAACACGAGUUUGAUGCCUACUCAGGCAGUUUGUCUGAUUUUGAUGUCCAUGGCAAUCUGUUGGUGACGUGUGGCUUCUCCAGUCGAAUGAACGGCCUAGCUUGUGAUCGUUUCCUCAAGGUGUACGAUUUGCGCAUGCUGCGAGCCAUUACACCCCUGCAGGUCCAUAUUGAUCCUCUGUUUCUUAAGUUUAUUCCUACCUACACAUCUCGCCUGGCCAUCAUCUCCCAGACAGGUCAAUGUCAGUUCUGUGAACCUACGGGAUUAGCCAAUCCUGCUGACAUAUUUCAUGUUAAUACAGUGGGACAGCUAAUAAUGAGCUUUGAUGUGUCAUCCAGCAAACAAGCUAUGGUUUUUGGAGACUCGGAAGGCUGUGUCCACUUGUGGGCUGAUUCACCUGAGAUCACCUUCAACGCCUACUCCCGGGAAACUGACUUUGCCUUACCUUGCAUUGUGGAUACCUUGCCCCACCUUGACUGGAACCAAGAUCUCAUGCCCUUGUCACUUAUACCUGUACCUCUGACCACUGAGUCGUUGCUGUCUGACUGGCCUGCGGCCACUUCUAUCCCGGCACCCAGACGAGCUCCACCUGUUGAUCCAGAUAUCCUUCGGACCAUGAAGAAAGUUGGCUUCAUUGGAUAUGCUCCAAACCCUAGGACCAAGCUCCGGAAUCAGAUUCCCUACCGAUUAAAGGAGCUUGACAACGAAUUUGAUAAUUUCAGUCAAGUCCCUGAAUCCCCCAUAGGAAGAGAAGAGGAACCGCGGAUCUAUAUGGUGGCAAAGAAAUACAGGAAGGUCACAAUAAAAUAUUCCAAGCUGGGCCUGGAAGAUUUUGACUUCAAACAUUACAAUAAGACCCUCUUUGCUGGUCUUGAGCCCCACAUUCCAAACGCUUACUGCAAUUGCAUGAUCCAGGUUCUUUAUUUCUUAGAGCCUGUGCGCUGUUUGGUCCAGAAUCAUUUAUGCCAGAAGGAAUUCUGCCUCAGCUGUGAGCUGGGUUUUUUAUUCCACAUGCUGGAUUUGUCCAGGGGAGACCCUUGUCAGGGGAGUAAUUUUCUGCGUGCCUUCCGCACCAUCCCGGAAGCGGCUGCUUUGGGAUUGAUCUUGGCUGAUUCGGAUGAAGCUACAGGGAAGGUGAACUUAGGUCGGUUGAUUCAAAGUUGGAACAGAUUCAUUCUGACCCAGCUCCACCAGGAGACUCAAGAGCAGGAAGGCCCUCAGGCUUACCGAGGCAUUGGGUGCAGCAACUUUGGAUCUUCUGGAGACUCAGUCAUUGGGCAACUUUUCAGCUGUGAAGUGGAGAAUUGCAGUAUGUGCCGCUGUGGCAAAGAGACAGUCCGAGUCUCUUCUACCCUCCUCUUUACUCUCUCUUAUCCUGAGAACAAUGAUAAAAUAAUGGAUUAUGAAUUUGCCCAGAUGUUAAAAAGAAGCAUUUGUCUGGAACAGAACACUCAGGCCUGGUGUGAGAACUGCGAGAAAUACCAACCCACAGUCCAGACCCGCAACAUCCGCUGUCUGCCAGAUGUGUUAGUCAUUAACUGUGAAGUCAACAGCUCCAAGGAAGCUGAAUUUUGGAAGGUGCAAGCUGAGUAUGCUUUUAAGAAGAAGAUGAUGAAGAAGGGUUGCCUGGAAUUCCCCAAAAGUAGAGAAAUAGCGGUUGGAGAAUGGAAUGAGUUAGGAAUGGCUGAGGGGGGACACUCUUACACCUCCAUUGAAGAACUAAAGAACAUCUGGAUUCCUUAUUCCAUCAAGAUGAAGCUCUCCAAGAACAAGGAAUUGGAGGUUUACAACUGGGAUGAAAGCAGUGAAUUGGGCAUGUUGGAGGAUCAAGAAUCUACGUACGUCUAUGACCUCAUGGCAACAGUUGUACAUAUUCUGGAUUCCCGGACUGGGGGCAGCCUUGUGGGGCAUAUCAAAGUUGGAGAGACCUACCAUCAAAGAAAGGAGGGUGUCACACACCAGCAAUGGUAUCUUUUUAAUGACUUUCUCAUUGAACCUGUGGAUAAGUGUGAGGCUGUACAAUUUGACAUGACCUGGAAAGUGCCUGCGAUCCUUUAUUAUGUGCGGAGGAACCUCCACUCCAAGUUCAAUUUACACAUCAAGAACCCGAUUGAAGCCAGCGUGUUGCUUGCUGAGGCUUCCCUCGCUCGCAAACAGCGCAAAUGUCACGCCACUUUCAUCCCCCUCAUGCUGAGCGAAAUGCCACAGGUUGGAGACUUGGUGGGAUUGGAUGCUGAGUUUGUGACCCUCAAUGAGGAGGAAGCCGAGCUUCGCAGUGACGGGACCAAAUCCACGAUCAAACCCAGUCAGAUGUCAGUGGCCAGGAUCACCUGUGUCCGAGGGCAGGGUCCCAAUGAGGGUGUUCCUUUCAUUGAUGAUUACAUUUCCACACAAGAACAGGUGGUGGAUUAUCUUACUCAGUACUCGGGAAUAAAGCCAGGAGAUCUGGAUGCCAAAAUUUCAUCCAAACAUCUCACAACCCUCAAAUCCACCUAUUUAAAGCUACGCUUCCUUAUAGAUGUUGGAGUCAAGUUUGUGGGCCAUGGAUUGCAAAAAGACUUCCGGGUUAUCAAUAUCAUGGUUCCCAGAGAUCAAGUAAUCGACACAGUGUAUUUGUUCCACAUGCCCAGGAAGAGGAUGAUCUCCCUGCGCUUCCUUGCCUGGUAUUUUUUGGACCUGAAAAUUCAAGGAGAGACUCACGACAGCAUUGAAGAUGCACGAACAGCACUUCAGCUGUACCGGAAAUACAUGGAACUGAGCACUGGAGGCUUGGAACCUGAGGAGUUCCGGAAGGUGCUGAAGGGCCUCUACGAAAAAGGGAGAAAAAUGGACUGGAAGGUCCCUGAACCUGAUGGCCAGAGCAGCCCCAAGAGUGCUGCAGUGUUCUCAAGUGUGUUGUCUCUCUGAUCCACGUAACCCUAUCAUUUCCAAUGUCCCUUGAGAAGAGGACCCUUCCAAGCCUGCUCCCCGGAAUAUGGAUAUCAAUGGACUGAAAGAUAGUGUGGGUGUAUAAGACAGGAAGGCAUUAUAAUUAAUGCCUAGUCAACAUGAAUUUCAGGGUUCAGAGGAUUUCUUUUGGGUUUCCCAAUAAGUCUCUUGGAUCUCAGGUCACAUUUUAAACCACCAUGGCCAAGAGAGUACAUGAGAUAGUUUUGGUGCAGGCCACAGAGGAUCACAGACUGCGUGCAUUCACAGAGUAGAUACAUGGUGCAGCAUCUAUUAGGUGCUUAGGGAUAGGCUGUUCUUGAUCAAAAGAUGGAGAGAAGCAACUGAUGAAGUGUUUCAAGAUUCUUUCUACAGGUGUCAAUGUUGUUAGUAGAGCUUGUAGGAGGCACCUGUGCUCUCUUCUAGCUGGGAGUUGCUCCUAAAAAAAUCCAGAGCUGGACUCUUAUUGUCAUGGAGGCUUCAUGGCUUUUUAAUCUUUUCUGUAUGUAAAUUGUGAUCAAGGUUACAUAAAGACUCUAUAAAAAUGUUGGUGCUUCUAAUGCUA